Messenger RNA from Selaginella moellendorffii, 958 nucleotides. RefSeq lists its product as uncharacterized. The coding region runs from base 74 to 898 and encodes 274 amino acids. The record is from RefSeq and is a predicted model, not a curated record. The transcript is spliced from 10 exons. NCBI's taxonomy places the organism in Eukaryota, Viridiplantae, Streptophyta, Lycopodiopsida, Selaginellales, Selaginellaceae.
CCUCGCCCUCGCGAGAGCGAAAGAGAGGGAGGGCGAUUUUCAAGGCGGCAAUGCUGCCGAUUGAGGCAGAGCGAUGACGCAUUUGCGAUCGCAUCUGGCGCCAUUGCAACAGAUUCGUGCUCACGCCGAUCCACAGAAGUGCUCGCCGCCGAGAAUCACUUCCAACGUCAAGACGAGCUUGAAGCUUCUCACAAUGCUCAAGGAGCUUGGAAACAACGCAAACAAACAAGCCAAGCCAGCCACAAGCUACAGGAAGAAAAAGGUGGACAAGAAGAGUUUGCCUGAGGAUUUUGAGAGCUACGAGGAUCCGGCAACACAAGUGAUCGACUGCGGGAAAGAAAUUACCAUAAUUCAACCGGUACUUCUCGUGGAUGGAUACAACAUGUGUGGCGUCUGGCCCAAGCUAAAGAAACACUUCGCAAGAGGUGAUCUUCUCAGUGCGCGAGAGAAGCUUAUUGACGAGCUCGUCACCUUCAGCGCAGCAAGAGGAAUGAAAGUGGUGGUUGUUUUCGAUGCAAAGGAAUCGGGUCUGCCAUCACACAGAGAAUCCAGAGCAAGUGUUGACAUCGUGUUUGCGGCCGACGCUUGCGCCGAUUCAUGGAUCGAGCGUGAGGUCUACUUGUUGAGAGACGACGGCUGCCCCAAGAUCAGAGUCGUAACGUCCGAUUCCCUUCAUCAGCAGGUUGCAAACGGCGCGGGUGCGUAUGUAUGGAGCUGCAAAGGUUUGAUUGGAGAGAUCAAGGACGUGAGGAAAGAAUUGGAGCAGCUGUUACAUUCCGACAGGCCAUACUCGAUGAAAGGCAAAUUGCUAGAACACAACUUAUCUCCCGACGUUUUCACCUCGCUCCAGGCGCUCAAGCAAAGGCUCAAGAUGGAAGAAGAGCUACAAAAAACAUAACAAAAACAAAAAGAUCCCCCCGGCUAACGGUAUAUUCCACGCCCGUUAGUUAUUGGAGCA